CCUCUGGAUUUUCGAACGAGGCAUCCACACGCGCAAGCGCAGUGCAAACCCAAGGAGCGAGAUCUCCCUCCGGUCAUACACUGCUCCCUGGUUGUCUCAGUCCUCUCUGUAAGAGAGAUAGGGAAAGGCGGGAGUUAAUGGUGGAAGGGAAUUAAUGGAGCCAGGAGGAACAAGCGGAGGCCUGAUCGAUAGAUAGGUGGCUGAACCCAGGCUGCUUGGAGAAAUCUACUUCGUUUUCUUUCUUCUCUUGGCGAGCGACUUCCCCUCCUGAGCUAGCUGGAGUGUGCUGCUUCGUGAGGACCAGCGAGAUUACUACUCGUACCACCGCUGCUGCUGCUGCUACUAUUUCCUGCAUACGAGCGAGGCUAUAUAGCGCCUAGCUAGGAGUGUAGCUAGCCUUCGUGGUACUAGUGCUGCCGCUAGUGGACUAGUUAGUCCUCCCCGAUUGCGCUCGAAGCAAGCGGCCGUCGACCGAGGCGUGCGCGCGACGCGAUGGACUUCGGCGACGACGUCAUGGAAGGCUCCGACGGCCAGCGCCGGAAGAAGAGAUACCACCGCCACACACCGCGCCAGAUUCAGCAACUCGAGGCGAUGUUCAAGGAGUGCCCGCACCCGGACGAGAACCAGAGGAUGCAGCUGAGCAGGGAGCUGGGGCUGGAGCCCAGGCAGAUCAAGUUCUGGUUCCAGAACCGGCGAACGCAGAUGAAGGCGCAGCACGAGCGCCAGGACAAUUGCUUCCUGCGCGCGGAGAACGACAAGAUCCGGUGCGAGAACAUCGCCAUGCGCGAGGCACUCCGGAACGUCAUCUGCCCCACCUGCGGCGGCCCGCCCGUCGCCGACGACUACUUCGACGAGCAGAAGCUGCGCAUGGAGAAUGCGCGCCUCAAAGAAGAGCUUGACCGGGUUUCGAGCGUGACGUCCAAGUACCUGGGGCGGUCCAUCACGCAGCUGCCUCCGGUGCAGCCACUGUCGAUGUCGUCGCUGGACCUGUCCGUCGGCGGGCUUGGCAGCCCCCCGCUCGGGCCGUCGCUAGACCUGGACCUCCUCAGCGGGGGCUGCUCGGUGCAUUCGUCAUUCCAGCUCCCGACGCCGGUGUCGGAGAUGGAGCGGCCCAUGAUGGCCGAGAUGGCGACGCGUGCAAUGGACGAGCUCGUCAGGUUGGCGCAGGCCGGCGACCACCUCUGGGUCAAGACGGGCGGCCCCGACGGCCGCGAGGUGCUCAACGUCGACACGUACGACAGCAUCUUCGCCAAGCUCGGGAGCUCGUUCCGCGGCCCGGACGUGCACGUCGAGGGCUCCCGCGACUCGGGCCUCGUGUUCAUGAGCGCCGUCGGGCUCGUCGACAUGUUCAUGGACUCGAGCAAGUGGAUGGAGUUCUUCCCUGCCAUCGUGUCCAAGGCGCGGACGAUUGAUGUCCUCGUGAACGGCAUGGCCGGGCGGAGCGAGUCUUUGGUUCUGAUGUACGAGGAGCUGCACGUGAUGUCGCCGGUCGUCCCGACGCGCGAGUUCUGCUUCCUCCGCUACUGCCGGCAGAUCGAGCACGGUCUGUGGGCGGUCGCCGACAUCUCGGUGGACUUGCAGCAGCGCGACGCCCGGUUCGGCGCGACGCCGUCGCGCUCGUGCCGCCUCCCCUCGGGCUGCCUCAUCGCUGAUAUGGCAAAUGGCUACUCCAAGGUGACCUGGGUCGAGCACAUGGAGAUCGAGGACACGGUUCCCAUCCACCUGCUCUACCGCGACCUCAUCCUGAGCGGCGCGGCGUUCGGGGCGCACCGGUGGCUCGCCGCGCUGCAGAGGGCGUGCGAACGGUACGCGUGCCUCGCCACGGCCGGGAUGCCGCACCGGGACAUUGCAGGAGUGACGCCGGAAGGGAAGCGGAGCAUGAUGAAGCUGUCGCAGCGGAUGCUGACCAGCUUCUGCGCGAGCCUGAGCGCGUCCCAGCUCCACCGGUGGACGACGCUGCCGGGGCCCAACGACGUGGGCGUCCGCGUCAUGGUGCACCGAAGCACGGACCCGGGGCAGCCCAGCGGCGUGGUGCUCAGCGCCGCCACGUCCAUCUGGCUGCCGGUCCCGUGCGACCGGGUGUUCGCCUUCGUCCGCAACGAGAACACGCGCUCUCAGUGGGACGUGCUGUCGCACGGCAACCCGGUGCAGGAGGUGUCGCGGAUCCCCAACGGCUCGCACCCAGGGAAUUGCAUCUCCUUGCUAAGAGGCCUGAACGCGAGCCAGAACGGCAUGCUGAUCCUGCAGGAGAGCUGCACCGACGCGUCGGGCUCGCUGGUGGUGUAUGCGCCGAUCGACAUCCCGGCUGCCAACGUGGUGAUGAGCGGUGAGGACCCGUCCGCCAUUCCGCUCCUGCCGUCGGGCUUCACCAUCCUGCCCGAUGGCCGGCCCGGCGCGUCGACGAGAGCGGGCCCGCUGGGUUCCCCGCCUGCCGGGUCCCUGGUGACGGUGGCGUUCCAGAUCCUGGUGAGCAGCCUGCCGUCGUCGAAGCUGAACGCCGAGUCGGUGGCCACGGUCAACAACCUCAUCAGCACCACUGUGGAGCAAAUUAAGGCGGCCUUGAAUUGCGCCAGCCAUUGAUGAAGCCCGAUCGAUCGAAUUGCUGCGUGCAUGCAUGCCUGCGUAGGUCUCCCCCCCGGCCGCCGGCCGCUUGCCUGCUGCGAGGAGUGAAUUCUCUUCAAGGCGUUAGUUCGCGAUGGAGUUCUUGGUUGGUUGGGGGUUUCAAUGCUCGCCAUUCAAGGAGGCGGGGCUGCUGCCUUGGUGUCGCGCGCUUGGGUUCACCUGCCGCUGUUGCUGCGCCGUCCGAUCCAUGCUGAUUCAACCCUCUCCCUCUCCUCUCUCUCUACCAUUCAUGCAUGCAUGAUAACUUGUUCUUGCUUUAGGUGUCCCGUCUGUUAUGAUCUUAUCUCUACAGGAUUCGAAG
Phragmites australis (common reed) is the source of this 2923-nucleotide messenger RNA. RefSeq names its product homeobox-leucine zipper protein ROC8-like. The record is from RefSeq and is a predicted model, not a curated record. The transcript has 10 exons. Bases 493 to 2580 code for a protein of 695 amino acids. Gene Ontology annotation, biological process: regulation of DNA-templated transcription. Lineage: Eukaryota; Viridiplantae; Streptophyta; Magnoliopsida; Poales; Poaceae. Gene Ontology annotation, molecular function: DNA-binding transcription factor activity, RNA polymerase II-specific; DNA binding; lipid binding.